This is a messenger RNA of Grus americana (Whooping crane), 3133 nucleotides long. RefSeq names its product methionyl aminopeptidase 1 (gene METAP1). NCBI's taxonomy places the organism in Eukaryota, Metazoa, Chordata, Aves, Gruiformes, Gruidae. Gene Ontology annotation, biological process: proteolysis. The record is from RefSeq and is a predicted model, not a curated record. The coding region runs from base 48 to 1205 and encodes 385 amino acids. The transcript has 11 exons. Gene Ontology annotation, molecular function: metalloaminopeptidase activity.
UCCUCCCCCGCCGACUCUCCGCGCCGCGCCUGUGGCAGCCCGGCAGCAUGGCGGCGGUGGAGACCCGCGUCUGCGAGACGGCCGGUUGCAGCAGCGAGGCCAAGCUGCAAUGCCCGACCUGCCUCAAACUGGGCAUCCAGGGUUCCUACUUCUGUUCUCAGGAAUGCUUUAAGGGAAGCUGGGCCACUCACAAGUUAUUACACAAGAAAGCAAAAGAUGAAAAAGCUAAGCGUGAAGUUUCCUCUUGGACCCUGGAAGGUGACGUUAACACAAAUCCUUGGUCUGGUUAUCGAUACACUGGUAAACUCAGGCCACACUAUCCACUGACGCCAACGAGACCUGUGCCAAGUUAUAUUCAGAGACCGGAUUAUGCUGAUCACCCACUAGGAAUGUCUGAAUCAGAACAGGCUUUAAAAGGAACCUCUCAAAUAAAAAUACUCUCAUCUGAGGAUAUAGAAGGGAUGCGAGUAGUGUGUAGGCUUGCUAGGGAAGUAUUGGAUGUUGCUGCCAUGAUGGUGAAAGCAGGUGUAACUACAGAAGAAAUUGAUCAUGCUGUCCAUUUAGCUUGUAUUGCAAGGAAUUGCUAUCCUUCCCCUCUGAAUUAUUAUAAUUUCCCUAAGUCGUGUUGUACAUCAGUGAAUGAAGUGAUCUGUCAUGGAAUUCCUGACCGGAGGCCAUUGCAGGAGGGAGAUAUUGUUAAUGUGGAUAUUACUGUCUAUCGUAAUGGUUACCAUGGCGAUCUGAACGAGACGUUUUACGUUGGAGAAGUUGAUGAGGGUGCAAGGAGACUUGUCCAAACAACUUAUGAGUGCCUAAUGCAAGCCAUCGACGCAGUAAAACCUGGUGUUCGAUACAGAGAACUGGGAAACAUUAUUCAGAAACACGCUCAAGCAAAUGGAUUUUCAGUGGUUCGGAGCUACUGUGGGCAUGGAAUCCAUAAACUUUUCCAUACGGCCCCUAACGUGCCACAUUAUGCCAAAAAUAAGGCAGUUGGAGUCAUGAAGCCAGGUCAUGUAUUUACAAUUGAACCAAUGAUCUGUGAAGGUGGUUGGCAAGAUGAAACAUGGCCUGAUGGUUGGACUGCAGUAACAAGAGAUGGAAAGCGAUCUGCCCAGUUUGAACACACACUUCUGGUCACCGAUACAGGCUGUGAGAUCUUGACUCGGCGGCUGGAUAGUAUUCGUCCCCAUUUCAUGUCCCAGUGAUAAGUCUAGACUGAGCAGGUGGAUCUGAAUGAUACAUAUAUUUUUUUUUGUCUCUGUACUAUGCAUUUUUUUAAGAGUACAGAAUAGAGAGAUUUCAUCAUUUACUUUGUUCUCGGUGAUUGUAGAUAAGAGGAAUAUCUUGAAGAACCUGACCCAAUGUCUGGAAAAGCAGAGAAGAAUUUAAAGAAUUUCCUGCUUUCCUCCUACCUACAACACUCGUGCUAUACUUUUCUUUUUUUCUUCAAUUAUCUCUUUUAGCACCUUUCUUCCAAUUAGACCCACAGUUGCUUCUGUUGCUACCACGAUAUUAGCUAGAAAAGUGUGGGUAACCUCUCCCACUGGGACUUGACAUUUUGGGAUCCGGGUUUUUCUUCACCACUUCAGCGUGCCCUGUCGCUCUUGGUAUGUGAGCGGCACCUGAGAUUUUAAGCAUUUCUAGUUCCAAAGACUUGCUCCUGCUUCUGCAGAUACUGUUCUAAUGGGCUGGGCCUUGUUUGUUUCUCAGUUGAGAAGGGGGCAGCGGGGAGAAAGACAUGCAUGUUGCCAAGAAUAGGCUACCCUUACCUUUAAUUCUGUCCCCAACUCUCUGCUGGUGGCUUCUGUGGUGAUUGUGACUGUAGGAGACACUGUGUUAAUGGCAGGACUUUUCUCUUGCUGGAGAUUUGAUAGUAUGGGCUUCCUACAGGGAAAAUUAAUAAAUUCUGUCUUAUAUGCAGCUCCCUAGUAUAAGCUGCUUCUCGGCGAAGCAGUAUUAUUUGCAGGUAGUCUCCUGCUCCAAAAGCUUGGUGAAGCUGAUGUAUCAGACUUGCCUAGGUAAAGGAAUAAAACAAGAACCAAAAAGAUCCCACGAUGCAUGGGAUCCCUGCACGUGUUAACUGUGGGGUGUUUUUUAAAGGUACAUCCACAGUAGCUGUGGGGGAUUGGAUUUGCAAGACUUACAGUGAAACAAGUAUAUAUCUCAAAACAAGUCUGAGUGUGAGAAAAUGAAAUGCCUUCAAUGCGGUAUUCGUCUUCUUUUGGUAAUUUUUAAACAGGACAUUUUUCCCCCCCUAAGUUAAGUGAGUUUCUUGCUAUGAAAACUCAUCUUUUUCCUCAGACAGGGUAUAGAGUGGGCAAUGUUAGUAUAUAUACCCCUUUAUUUUCUGUCAGUGGGUUGUGAUGAGCUGGAAACUGUCAUGUUAAGGAGCGUGGAUUGAUUAAGCCUCUCUUCUCUCUACCCUCUCUUUUCCCAUGCCCACUUCCUUUCCAUCAUCUUUGGUGUCUCUGCUGAGGGAAUUUAGUUUUUUCUUCUGAAUCGUAAUGAAAAAUUUUCCAGACCCCAUUGCAGACUUAGUCUUACACCACUGUAAUGCAAGAAAUUGUUAAAAGAAUGCAGACAUUAAAUCAUACAAUCAUGGGCAUAAAAUACACCUUUUACAAGGUGUCUGGUGAAUUUGUUGCCACAUUAGACCCAAGCACAUGAGGUACUACAUACCCUUGGCUCCCCUUGGCACUGCAGAAUUUAGGUGGGGGAAAGGGGUUAGUGCUUCGUAGAACUGGACUCAUGUACUACCAAAUACCAAAUUUGCCAGAAAAUGUCUUUUCUGCCCUGAGUGCCUCAGACCUCUGUUGCUGUAAGAGUAUCAUUGUGACGUUUUCAUUACCUUUAUUAUUAUUUUUAAUUAUGCAGUAAAGUGACCUGAAAUGAUGCAUAUAGAGUGUGUGCGUGCGUGUGCGUGUAUCAAUUUUAACAAAACAGACUGUAGUACUUGAGUGGAAUUACCUGUGUUGAAUGAGAUUUAAUGUAUUGAGGAGAUGACUGUCCUGGAGGUUUGCCCACCAUAUCAUUCACUUGAAUGGUUACAACGGUCUUGCCUUUUCUAUAUGCGUGUGUAUGAUGGGGGGGAGGCUUCAUUUUUGGUCUAUAAAAUAAAAGUUGCAGCUGCUUU